AAAGCCAUCCCCCCGUUCUGGCCCGUCGCACAUUCGGCCCCCGCGACUCGGUCGGAGCGGCGCUGGCAGAGGAGUGCCCGGCAGAGGGGCCUUCGCCCGCUCUUCGGUUUGCAAACACGCAGCAGGGAGAUUGGGUGGUAACUUCGCCGGCUUCCAGAUACCAAUGGGGACCCCAGUGGGGAAGUCGAUGUUGGUGCUUCUCGUCUCUUUGGCCUUCGCCUGGUGCUGCAUUGCUGCUUACCGCCCCAGCGAGACCCUGUGCGGUGGGGAGCUUGUUGACACGCUUCAGUUUGUCUGCUCGGACCGCGGCUUUUACUUCAGCAGGCCCUCAAGCCGUGCCAACCACCGUCGCAGCCGUGGCAUCGUGGAAGAAUGUUGCUUCCGCCGCUGUGACCUGGCCCUCCUGGAGACAUACUGUGCCACCCCCGCUAAGUCUGAGAGGGACGUGUCAACUUCUCUGGCCGUGCUUCCGGACGACUUCCCCAGAUACCCCGUGGGCAAGUUUUUCCAAUAUGACACCUGGAGACGGUCCUUCCAACGACUGCGCAGAGGCCUGCCUGCCCUCCUGCGUGCCCGCCGGGGUCGCAUGCUCGCCAGAGAGCUCGAAGCGUUCAGAGAGGCCAAGCGUCACCGUCCCCUGAUCGCCUUACCACCCAUCGAUCCCGCCCACGGGGGAGCCUCUUCGGAGAUGUCCAGCAGUCAUCAGUGAACCAAAUUUGUUUGGUAAUUCUGCAAUGUAAUACCAUCACUCUGUGGCCUCCUCUUGAGCAGGGACAGUUCCAUCAUGUCCCACACUAAGAUCUCUCUGCUCCACUUCCUUCCCUAGGCUUCCCCCCCCUCCCCCCAUGCCCCGCCUCCCCACAUCAGGCUACUUUGCCCCACACCAUCGGGCAAGCAAACGCUUCAAAACCAAAUCAAUUGGCUCUAAACAACUAAACCAAAUUGAUUGACUCUAAAGAACCCAAAAAUUUUGACACCCCCAAAUUAUUCUAAAAAAAUCUUUAAACAAAUUGUCCCUUUAAAACAAAUUGGCUUUUUAGAAACACCAGAACCAUUAAUUAAAAAUUAAAUAACAAAAGAAAUCAAUUGGCUAAAAACAAACUAAAAAUUAAUUGACUUAAAAACAAUUGGCAAAAUAAAAUAAUUCGGCCCCCCCCCUCCUCUUCUUCCCAUUUGGAUCUUUAGUCAAAUUGGCUUAGACUUGGAUCUCAGAACCCAAGAAGAAAGGAAGGGGACCCAAAACUUUCCAGGUGGCAUGUCAUGCUUCAGUGCCCUCUCCUUGUCACCACUCAGAUAGGGUGCUUUUAGCUUAAGCUGGCUGAGAACAACAAAGGCCACCCAAACUCUUUCUUCACUGGCCAUUCCAUCACAAAUGUCAUCAUGUCACCACCGGGCUGGGUGAGAGAACCCAAGGAAAGGAACAGAGUAUGAAAACUGGAAACAAAACUUAAUUGGCACAAGCCCCCAAGUUCCAAAACUCUCACUUAUCCUAAAAAGCACUUUUAUACUCAUCCCUGCAGACACACAGACAUGCAUGCACACACACACACACACACACACACACACGCACGCACGCACAACACACACACACACACACACACGCACGCACGCACAUACACACACACACACACACACACACACACACGCACGCACACUCACUCAUAUAGGUAUGCACACCCCUCACAAUUAGAUGAGAACAUUGAAAUUGCUAAAUAACUCCCAUUAGAACCACAUUGCCCAAACCAAGGUUCAUCCCAAAUUCCCUGAGCAGUUUGCAUGGUUUUAGCCUUCCCCCCCCCCCCCCCCAGUCCAUCUAGUUUCUGCUGCUGCUUGUGGGCCCUGUGUAUGAUCAGGCUGUUAGUUCUGUCUUUCCUAGGGAGGGAGGUGUUCUUACAAGGCUCACUUCCAUCUGGGCCAGUGCUCCCCAGCCCCCCCCCCCAAUGUGGGCCAAUGCCUAUCCACCUUAUGCGUUGGCCUCCCCCAGUGUAGAAUAAGUUUGGCCAGAUAAGGAGAUGGUACUGCCAAGUGAGACAUGCUGCCCGAGUAGCCUGACCCUGGGUGUGUUUCUAGGAGGAAAGAUCUGGGGGACACCCCCUACCCUGAGCACACCUAUGGGCCAUCUCUGUCAGUCUCCUGGGGAGCCCCCACCUUUUAGGGGCUCCCCAGGAGACUCACACUGAUGGUGGGGAGUGUGGGAAGUCUGGCGGUU
Molecule: messenger RNA, 2209 nt
Organism: Peromyscus californicus insignis
Lineage: Eukaryota; Metazoa; Chordata; Mammalia; Rodentia; Cricetidae
Gene: Igf2
Product: insulin like growth factor 2
Exons: 4
Coding region: 164-709 (181 amino acids)
Cellular component (GO): extracellular region
Molecular function (GO): growth factor activity; hormone activity
Source: RefSeq, a predicted model, not a curated record